GGGUAACUGAGGUCCUAUGUCUCUCUCGCUGUCUGUGUCUGUCGGUCAAUGUCUGUCGGUCCAUGUCUCGCUGUCGGUCGGUCGGGCUAUGUCUCUUGCUGACGGUCGGUCCAUGCCACUCACUGUCGGUCCAUCUCUCUCUCGCUAUUGGUACGCCCAUCGGCCCGCCUGUCCAUUCGUCUGCCCACCUGUCCACCUGUCCGCCUGUCUGCCUGUCCGUCCUUCUCGCUCCGUCUCUCUCUCUUUCUCUCCGUCUCUCUCUUCUCUCCGUCUCUCUCCCUCUCUCCCUCUCUCGCUGUGUCUGAGUGUCACUGCAGAUCCUGGCUCUCGUUGUGCCGACGGGUG
Molecule: messenger RNA, 345 nt
Organism: Tricharina praecox
Lineage: Eukaryota; Fungi; Ascomycota; Pezizomycetes; Pezizales; Pyronemataceae
Exons: 1
Coding region: 63-305 (80 amino acids)
Source: RefSeq, a predicted model, not a curated record